Mucor mucedo is the source of this 1257-nucleotide messenger RNA. Its product is annotated as HAD-like domain-containing protein. Bases 30 to 908 code for a protein of 292 amino acids. The transcript is spliced from 5 exons. Gene Ontology annotation, molecular function: phosphoglycolate phosphatase activity; alkaline phosphatase activity. The record is from RefSeq and is a predicted model, not a curated record. NCBI's taxonomy places the organism in Eukaryota, Fungi, Mucoromycota, Mucoromycetes, Mucorales, Mucoraceae.
GGAUCCCUUUUCUUUCGUUUAAACAUAAUAUGCUCGAGUAUAUCCAAACUAAAGAAGAGCGUGAAGCCUUUAUUGACAAGUAUGACAACUUUUUGUUCGACUGUGACGGUGUAUUGUGGGAAGGUACUAAUAUGUUUACUGGUGUACCUGAAGCCAUGAAUCUUCUUCGGGAAAAGGGUAAGCGAGUAUUCUUUGUCACUAACAAUAGUACAAAGUCUCGUUCUUCCUUCUUGAAAAAGUUUGAAGGUUUUGGCAUCAAGGCCGAGCUUAGUGAGGUAUUUAGUUCUGCUUUUGCUACUGCUGCGUAUCUCAAGCAUGUCUUGAAUUUCCCCGAAGACAAGAAAGUAUAUAUUGUGGGUAUGGAUGGUAUUAAGCAUGAGUUGGAGGCUGAAGGUAUUCGUAGCUGUGGUGGAGAAGAAGAUUCUGGAAUCACAGAUAACGACCCUGUCCCCGAUGAUAAAGAGGUGGGUGCUGUUGUCAUUGGACUGGAUACAAAGGUCAACUAUAAAAAGUAUUCCAAGGCCUUUGCUUAUCUGACUAGAAAUCCCGGCUGUUAUUUCAUUGUGACCAAUGAAGACACAACUUUCCCUCAACAUGGAGAUUUUUACCCUGGUGCAGGUGCUAUUGCUGCUCCCAUUAUUGCUGCUCUUGGUAGACGUCCUGAUGCUGUCUUGGGUAAGCCUGCACAAAACAUGUUGGAGGCUAUUCGUGCCGAAUCCCAUAUUGAUUUGAAAAAGACUUGUAUGAUUGGUGAUAGAUUAGACACUGAUAUUGAGUUUGGUAUUAAUGGUGGUGUAGAUACCUUGUGUGUAUUAACGGGUAUUACCACCAAAGAAGUCUUACUCUCUCCCGAGAAUAAGGUUAAGUCUACUUAUUACAUUGAUGCCUUUGGUGAUUUAGCCAAAUAAAUUAUAAUUUUUUUAAUAUGAAGUAAAAAUUCUUUUUUUUUUCCCUACUUUUUAUUCUGUACAAAACAAUGUUGAAAGUGGAGCGGUUUGACUUGAAGUAUACUAAUUGCUAUUGCGAAGAAAAUAUUUAUCUCUUAUGUAAAGAGAUCGAAGAAAAGCAACCCGACAUGUUGCAUAGCACCAAUGUCAUUUACAUUAGCAACGACAUAAAGAUGGUUAGACUCCCCCCCCCCUUAAACAGACACGCACACUGCUUAAUAAAAAGAUGAUAGGUACCUUUAUGGAAACAAAAGGCGGGUGUGGAUGAACAGCCAGUGGUUUGGGUAAGAGAAACGUGGUCUACAGAGGA